AUGGCCGCUCUCUUCACCGGGAAGAUCCUGAUGGCCAACCGGGAACGGGACGAGAUGGAAACGGAGCGAGAGCUGGGCCGGGCGCUGGAGAACAAGGUGCUGCUGCUUUACUUUGGUUCGGGGCAGUGCCCGCGGUGCCGCCGCUUCUCCCCGAUCCUCAAGGAUUUCUUCAUCCGUUUGACCGAUGAAUUUUACGUGGAACGAGCUUCUCAGCUGGUCCUGGUCUACGUAUCCCGGGAUGAGACGGAGGAACAGCAGAGAACUUUCCUGAGGAGCAUGCCCAGGCGUUGGCUGGCCGUGCCCUUUGGGGAUUCCUUCAAAAGGGAGCUGGAGCUGCGGUUCUCCGUGGCCGAGGUGCCCACCGUGGUGGUACUGAAACCCAACGGAGACGUCAUCGUGGGAAACGCCGUGGAGGAGAUCCAGCGCCUGGGCACCGCUUGUUUCCGAAACUGGCAGGAAGCUGCUGAGCUGGUGGAUCGAAAUUUUCUCUUGGCAGAAGAUUUUGAGGACUGGAGCAGGAGAAGCAUCACCGACCCCAUCCGUCGCCUCAAGUACAAGCUGGACAAGAAGACGGAGGCGAAGAACAAGGGAAGGAAAGAGGAUGGUGAAGAGUUUUCUUAA
Molecule: messenger RNA, 621 nt
Organism: Antrostomus carolinensis (chuck-will's-widow)
Lineage: Eukaryota; Metazoa; Chordata; Aves; Caprimulgiformes; Caprimulgidae
Gene: NXNL1
Product: nucleoredoxin like 1
Exons: 2
Coding region: 1-621 (206 amino acids)
Biological process (GO): photoreceptor cell maintenance
Cellular component (GO): mitochondrion
Source: RefSeq, a predicted model, not a curated record